Molecule: messenger RNA, 1561 nt
Organism: Telopea speciosissima
Lineage: Eukaryota; Viridiplantae; Streptophyta; Magnoliopsida; Proteales; Proteaceae
Product: ammonium transporter 1 member 2-like
Exons: 1
Coding region: 41-1546 (501 amino acids)
Biological process (GO): ammonium homeostasis; ammonium transmembrane transport
Cellular component (GO): membrane
Molecular function (GO): ammonium channel activity
Source: RefSeq, a predicted model, not a curated record
AUUUCUCAACUCUCUCUCUCUCUCUCUACUCUCUUCUACAAUGGCAACACCUCUGACCUGCUCAGCGGCUGCGCUAGGCCAAUAUCUCGCCGGAGCCACCAACUCAACCGCCGCGGCAGACUACAUAUGUGGUCUCUUUGGUGAAGUACAGAACAAAUUUAAUGAUACAAGUUAUGCCAUCGACACCACAUACCUUCUCUUCUCCGCUUACCUCGUCUUCUCUAUGCAACUUGGUUUCGCCAUGCUCUGCGCUGGUUCCGUACGUGCCAAGAACACUAUGAACAUUAUGCUCACCAACGUCCUCGACGCCGCUGCCGGUGGCCUUUUCUACUAUCUCUUUGGUUAUGCCUUUGCGUUUGGAGAGCCCUCCAAUGGUUUCAUCGGCCGUCACUUCUUCGGCAUGAACACUUUUCCCACCGAAGGCUAUGACUACAGUCACUUCUUGUACCAGUGGGCCUUUGCCAUCGCUGCCGCCGGUAUCACCAGUGGUUCCAUAGCAGAGCGAACCCAAUUCGUCGCUUAUCUUAUAUACUCUGCUUUCCUCACGGGCUUCGUCUACCCGGUUGUCUCUCACUGGAUCUGGUCCACCGAUGGUUGGGCUAGUGCUUUAAACACUGAUAACUUAUUGUUCGGUUCUGGGGUCAUCGAUUUCGCCGGCUCCGGCGUCGUUCACUUGGUCGGAGGGGUUGCAGGUCUUUGGGGAGCACUCAUCGAAGGUCCACGUAUAGGCAGGUUCGACCACGCCGGCCGAUCUGUAGCCUUGCGGGGCCAUAGUGCUUCUCUUGUUGUUCUGGGUACCUUCAUGCUCUGGUUCGGUUGGUAUGGAUUCAACCCAGGUUCGUUUCUGCAAAUCAUGAAGCCUUACAGUAGCGGAACAUACUACGGUCAAUGGAGCGCCGUGGGACGAACGGCUGUGACGACGACCUUGGCAGGUUGUACGGCUGCGCUCACUACAUUGUUUGGGAAACGGUUGAUGACUGGUCACUGGAACGUCAUCGACGUCUGUAAUGGGCUUUUGGGUGGGUUUGCAGCGAUCACCGCCGGUUGCUCUGUUGUAGAGCCAUGGGCAGCGAUUAUUUGUGGGUUCGUGUCCGCUUGGGUCUUGAUUGGUUGCAAUAAACUUGCAGAGAAGUUUAAGUACGAUGACCCACUUGAAGCAGCGCAGUUGCACGGAGGUUGUGGGACGUGGGGGAUCAUAUUCACGGCACUGUUCGCGAGGGAAGCUUACGUUAAUGAGGUUUAUGCGGAAGGAAGGCCUUAUGGGUUGUUCAUGGGUGGUGGUGGAAAGCUAUUGGCUGCUCACAUUAUUCAGAUUCUAGUGAUCGCUGGUUGGGUAAGUGUUACCAUGGGUCCUCUGUUCUAUGUUCUGCAUCGAUUGAAGCUGUUGAGGAUAUCUGCAGAAGACGAAAUGGCCGGAAUGGAUCUGACCAGGCACGGUGGUUUCGCUUACGUGUAUCACGAAGAGGAAGAUCCGAUGUCAAAGCAGGGAUUCAUGUUGAGAAAAGUGGAACCUACCAUUAACAAUGGAUCAUCACAAGUUGUUUGAUUGUCAAAUCAUUUA